ACAGCCACAGGGAAAACCCAGCCUGGGUAUAGUUCUCUGCAGUAAUGCAUCUUUGCCACGGUAUCACGAAUAUUUCCCACACGAACAGCUACUGGUCAAGGGAUGUCCGCCCUUUCCUGUAUGGCUUAAUGUCAUUCAUAAUCCUGGCCACCCUGGUUGGCAACUUAAUACUGAUAAUUUCCAUAUCCCAUUUCAAGCAACUUCACACACCCACAAAUUGGCUCCUUCAUUCUAUGGCCAUCGUGGAUUUUCUGCUGGGCUGUCUGGUGAUGCCCUACAGCAUGGUGAGAAGCGUGGAGCACUGUUGGUAUUUUGGGGAAAUCUUCUGUAAAGUUCACACCAGCACCGAUAUCAUGCUGAGCUCGGCGUCCAUAUUCCACUUAGCCUUCAUCUCCAUUGACCGCUACUAUGCUGUGUGUGACCCGCUGCGAUACAAAGCCAAGAUCACGCUCUCCACUGUUUUUGUGAUGAUCCUCCUUAGUUGGAGCCUUCCCGCUGUUUUUGCAUUUGGGAUGAUCUUCCUGGAGCUGAACUUAAAGGGAGUAGAAGAGCUGUAUCACACUCAGGUGGGCUGCCUGGGCGGCUGUUUUUCCUUCUUUAGUAAAGUAUCUGGAGUCCUGGCGUUCAUGACUUCUUUCUAUAUACCUGGAUCUGUUAUGUUAUUUGUUUACUAUAGAAUAUAUUUCAUAGCUAAAGGACAAGCAAGGUCAAUUAAUCGUACAACUCUUCAAGUUGAGUUGGAAGGGAAAAGCAGAGCGCCGCAAAGCACGGAAACAAAAGCCGCGAAGACCUUAGGGAUUAUGGUAGGUGUUUUCCUCAUAUGCUGGUGCCCGUUCUUUUUCUGCAUGGUCCUGGACCCUUUCCUGGGCUAUGUUAUCCCACCCCGUCUGAAUGACGCACUGAAUUGGUCUGGGUACCUGAAUUCUGCCCUCAACCCGAUGGUUUAUGCCUUUUUCUAUCCCUGGUUCAGAAGAGCGUUGAAGAUGGUUCUCUUUGGUAAAAUUUUCCAGAAAGACUCAUCAAGGUCUAAGUUAUUUUCGUAAUGCAAUCCAUGAAACGAGUAUAUUUUACAGUUUUUAAAAGGAGUUGGUGAUGGGGGUU
Arvicanthis niloticus (Nile rat) is the source of this 1101-nucleotide messenger RNA. The record is from RefSeq and is a predicted model, not a curated record. NCBI's taxonomy places the organism in Eukaryota, Metazoa, Chordata, Mammalia, Rodentia, Muridae.